Messenger RNA from Entelurus aequoreus (snake pipefish), 3789 nucleotides. RefSeq names its product nuclear transcription factor Y, gamma (gene nfyc). The transcript is spliced from 10 exons. Gene Ontology annotation, cellular component: nucleus; CCAAT-binding factor complex. NCBI's taxonomy places the organism in Eukaryota, Metazoa, Chordata, Actinopteri, Syngnathiformes, Syngnathidae. Gene Ontology annotation, biological process: regulation of DNA-templated transcription. Gene Ontology annotation, molecular function: DNA binding; DNA-binding transcription activator activity, RNA polymerase II-specific; protein heterodimerization activity. Bases 241 to 1371 code for a protein of 376 amino acids. The record is from RefSeq and is a predicted model, not a curated record.
AGGGGGGCUCGCUCCCAUGUCCGAGCCGGGAGUUUUUUUUUCUUUUUCUGCUACUUUUUCUUUUUGUCCAAAGCCGUCCGGCGGCGCAAGAGUGCCUUUUUUGCGUGUUGUUGCUGCACUGGACGGAAGUCCCAAGAGUUGUUGUUCUCUCUCUCUCGCCGCUCUCAAGGAGACUCGACCGAGGGGGGGGGGGGGGGGGGGCCGGACCAUCCGCCAUGAAGGGCACGGGCCUCGUAGAUCAUGUCUGCAGAUUCGUUUGGCGCCGGCGGCAGCGAUGCCCAGCAGACUCUGCAGUCCUUCUGGCCUCGCGUCAUGGAGGAGAUCAGGAACCUGACUGUGGACUUUCGCGUGCAGGAGUUGCCACUGGCUCGAAUCAAGAAAAUCAUGAAGCUGGAUGAGGAUGUCAAGAUGAUCAGCGCCGAGGCCCCGGUGCUGUUUGCCAAGGCAGCACAGAUAUUCAUCACGGAGCUCACCCUCAGAGCGUGGAUCCACACGGAGGACAACAAGCGACGCACGCUACAGCGGAACGACAUCGCCAUGGCGAUAACAAAGUUCGACCAGUUUGACUUCCUGAUCGACAUCGUGCCCCGAGACGACCUGAAGCCCCCCAAGCGACAGGAGGAGAUGCGUCAAACGGUGGCUCCGGCAGAGCCUCUCCAGUACUACUUCACCUUGGCCCAGCAGCCCGGCGCCGUGCAGGUACAGGGCGCCCAGCAGGCUCAGCAGGCCGGCUCGCAAACCGCCACCACCAUCCAACCCGGGCAGAUCAUCAUCGCACAGCCGCCACAAGGACAGAUGCUUCAAGGUGCCACCAUGCAGCAGCUGCAGCAGGUGCAGCAGGUGCAGGUGCAAUCGCACGGCACGCCCAUCACGAGCGCCCCCGUGGCCAUGCAGGUGGGGGACGGCCAGCAGGUGCAGAUCGUCCAAGCCGCGGCGGGCCAGGCUCAGACGGCUCAGGCGCAAGGCCAGACCAUGCAGGUCAUGCAGCAAAUCAUCACCAACACUGGGGAGAUCCAGCAGAUUCCCGUGCAGCUAAACACAGGCCAGCUGCAGUACAUCCGUUUGGCCCAGCCGGUCUCUGGGGCCCAGGUGGUGCAGGGACAGAUCCAGACCCUGGCCAACACCCAGCAGGUACGCCCCCAACCCUUUGCGUCUUCAACUGGACAGUUGAGGAGGCCAACGUGCGUUUUGUGCUUGCAGAUCACGGAAGUCCAAGGACAGCAGCAGUUUAGCCAGUUUACAGACGGACAGCAGUUGUACCAGAUCCAGCAGGUGACGGUGCCAGGAGGCCAGGAGCUGACGCAGCCCAUGUUCAUCCAGUCCAGCAACCAAACGGCCGACGCGCAGGUCGCCCAGGUCAGCGCCGACUGAGCAGCUGUAGACCAGGAGGGAGGUCUUCUUAACUUAGUGACCAAUCAGAAGCCAAAGGGACACUGAUUGCCCCGCCCCCAUCAUCAGCACACCUUUAUGUUUUUAUACUUUUUUAAUACGCCACUGCCAAUCAUGUCACCGUUUUGUCUCCUUGUCGCCGCCCGCAGGUCACAUGAUGCUGUUGGCCCCGCCCCCUCACACAUCUCUCUCAUUUUUGCUUCCUUGUCCAUAUUUCAAGCUUCUUUUUUUGUACAGUAAUGGUGUGAUGUUUCCUUGCAUGUGGUCCAGACUGCCAGCAUGACGUGCAACGGAUCGAUAGAUAGGGUACGCUUUUAUUUUUUGGGACGCUCACUUUUUGUAAGCAAAUCUUGUUUGUGACAAAAUUAAAAAAGAGAAAAAAACUUUUUAACAAUUGUUAUUUUGCUGGGAAAUUGUCAGUGAGUACUGACCGCUUCCUGUCGGAGGAUGUUUUAGUCAUCACCUUCUCUUCCCAUCGGUGCCAUUUAUUUGGAUUUUAUUUCGAAGCAUCAAUUGGAAAAACAAACUAUUGGUUAAUUUUUCAAAACAAAAAAAGGGUUAUUUGGAUUUUAUUUUGUAACUGAAAACAAUUGGUAUAUUUGGAUUUUAUUUUGGAACAAAAAAUAAAAUUGAAAAACAAUUGACUUAUUUGGAUUUUUUUUUUUUAACAAAAUUCAAAAACCAAAAAAAUUUUUUAUUUGGAAUUUAAAAAAAAUAAUUCUAUUUAAUUGUAUUUUAUUUUGGAACAAAAUGAAAUUUUUAAAACGGUUUUUGAGCUAGAACAAAAUUUUAAAAAACAAUAGUUUACAUGUAUUAUAUUUUGAAACAAAAAAUAAAGAAUUGGUUUAUCUGUAUUUUAUUUAAAAAAUAUAUAUAUGAAAUUGAUGCAUUUAGAUUUUACUUUUGAAACGAAAUAAAAUUGGAAAACAAAAUUGUUUAUGAUUUUAUUUUGAAACACAAUAAAUUGGUACAUUUGGAUUUUAUUUUGAAACUUAAACUAUUGAAAAAUGUUAUCGGAAUUUUCUUUUGUAACAAAAAUUAAUUUAAAAUGUGAUUUGAUUCAAUUUUAUUUAGAAAAAAUAGUUUACAUGGAUUUUAUUUUGAAACAAAAAAUUAAGAAUUGGUUUAUCUGUAUUUAAUUUAAAAAAAAAAAUGAAAUUCAUGCAUUUAGAUUUUACUUUUGAAACCAAAAAAACAGGAAAACAAAAAAAUUGUUAGAUUUUAUUUUGAAACACAAUAAGUUGGUACAUUUGGAUUUUAUUUUGAAACUUAAAAACUAUUGAAAAAUGUUAUUUGAAUUUUCUUUUGUAACAAAAAUUAAUUUAAAUGUGAUUUGAUUCGAUUUUAUUUAGAAAAAAACUAAUAAAUCAAUGUUUUUUUGCGAUUUUACUUUGGAUAAAAAAAAUGUUUAUUUGAAUUUUAUUUUACACCGCCUUCCACCCUAAUGCAGCUGGGAUAGGCUCUAGCCACCCCUGUGACCCCAAGAGGGAAAAGUGGUAGAAAAUUAAUGGAAGGAUUUUAUUUUGAAACAACAAAAUUGAGGAAAACAAUUGGUUUAUUUGGAUUUUAUGUUAAAACAUACCUGCCUUCCACCCAAAUGCCGCUAGGAUAGGCUCCAUCCACCCCCGUGACCCAGCAGUAGAAAAUGAAUGAAUGGAAAACAAUUAGUUUAUUUGGAUUUUAUUUUCAAACAAAACAAGAUAGAAAAACAAAACAAUUUUGAUACAAAAAGGGGAAAAAUUGUUUAUUAUGGAUUUUAUUUUGAAACAAAAUUAAAAUGUUUGUGGGUUUUAUUUUGAAAUUUAAAAAUGUUUUAUUUUGGUUUUAUUCUGAAACAUAAAAUUGAAAAACUUAAAACUAUUGGUUUAUUUUGAAACAAGUAACAAUUCAAAAACGUUUAUUUUGAUAUUUAUUUGGGUUUUAUUUUAACACACAAAUUUAAAAACCAACAACUAGUGGUUUAUUUGGGUUUUAUUUUGAAACAAAAAACUAUUGAAAACAUUAUUUUAAAAAUGUAUUUGGAUUUUAUUUUAAAAACAGAAAUAAAUAAUACAUUGGUUAAUUGGGAUUUCCUUUUGAAACAAAAAUAAAUUGCCUUAUUUGGAUUUUAUUUUUAAACAAAACAAAAUGAUUUAACAUUUUCUUUUGAAACAAAAACAAUUGAAAAACAUUUUGUAUAUUUAGAUUUUAUUUUGAAACAAAUGCAAUUUUAAAUCAAAACAUUCUUUUUGAGUGUCAAAGAGCAAUAACUAGAUCUAAAAUGUGUUUUCAUUUUACAUGUCAUGUCACAAAGAUGUUUCAAAUAUUGACCAUGAUCAUCUGGCCUUUCUGAUUCAAGGUGCGUUUUAAUUUCAUAUUUUGUGUUUUUAAUCAAAUAAACCAAUUUUUUUUUUGCUUUUC